AUGAAGGAAAGUGGACUGAAGCAGGAUACACUCUUGGAUACGGCAGGAGCACACCCUUCCCAACAUGAUGACAACAAUUAUCACGACCCCGAUUCGGCUCUACCUCUCUUACUAACCCCCAAGGAAACCGAGUCCAUCUCCUGGACCGACCUCCCCAACAAAAGCCAGCUUCUCAUUCUCUCCCUCUGCCGCUUUUCCGAUUCUCUAUCCAACCUCUUCCUACUCCCUUACCUCUUUUCCCUCGUCCGCUCCGCCGUCUCCCCAUCCAGUACUCCCAGCUUAGCCGCGGGAAACGAUGACAUAGUAACUUACUACACCUCCAUCUCCACCACGGCCCUGGUGUCGACUUACUCCGGCAUCUUAGUGGCUGGUUUUCCGUUGACUCAACUACUUGCUUCAUUUCUCCCCUGGAGGAAACAUGGGGAAAGACUUCCCAUCAUAUGGAGUCUAGCCAUCUCGGCAGUUGCAAGCCUGGCGUUUGGGCUUAGUCGGUCGUUUUGGGCUUUGUCGUUUUGGAGAAUGGUGAUGGGACUGGCGAGUGGGAAUGAAGGGAUGCUGAGGAGUAUGGCGGGUAAAUUUGCUGGUAGGGAGAAGAAGUGCCGAGACAAGGCUUACCACAUCCUGUCAAUGGCGAGCAACCUUGGAAUGGUGGCUGGGCUGGCGAUGGGUGGGCUUUUGGCCGAGCCGGUGAAGGCAUUUCCGGGGUUGUUUGGUACGAAAGGGGCGUUGAAUUGGAAUGGAAGUGAGGAGGGAGUGAGGUGGAUGGUUGAAUACCCAUUUGCGUUGCCCUCGGUGGUGAACACCAUGUUAAUUGGGGUAGUGGCGGCGGUAGCUGCAGGAUGGUUGAGGGAAACGACGCCUGAGCAAGACCAGGCCGAAGAUGGCACUGGGUAUCUCCCACAGAGAUCAUAUAUUCUCCUCAGCAACACUUCAACAAUUCUCUCCUUCCACCGCACCGAAAAGCCCACACCCAUAUCUUCCAUUCUCUCCGCCCUUACAACCCGUACUCUCCCACCCUUGAUGUCCUCCUUCCUACUCACCCUCCACACCUCCGCCUUCACUUUCAUUCUCCCUCUCCACAUCUCCACCCCUUCUUCACCUUACAGUCCCCUCUUGUCAAACUCCUUCCACUCCCUAGUGCCCACCCUCUUCCGCUUCACCGGGGGGCUUUCCCUCUCACCCCUUGUUAUCUCUCUCUACCUCUCCCUAUUUGGGCUUCUCGGCCUCCUUUUUCGAGGGUUCAUCUACCCCCGGUGGCAGAACCGGCUAAGCACUGUGGGCUUGUUCGAGCUCUCGCUGGCUAUCUUUCCCUUUGUGUAUCUGGUGACUCCUUACCUUUCUUUGUUUCCUUGGGGUCACCAGGAUACCACUGAGGGGUGCGCCGAGAUCAUCAUGAAGUGGAUUGCUUUGGGGGUGGUAAUAGGGGGACAGACGCUGGCAAUGACGAUGGCGGUGCCUAGUGCCGAGAUUCUGCUUGCUGAGUCGGCAUCGUCGGAGGAGGGGGUGCAGGAGAAGGUACGGGUGGUGGGAAAUAUGGUGACGAGCCUGGCGAGCGUGGUUGGGCCGGUCGUUGGAGGCGUGGUGUAUGCGAAAGGGGUGAGAGAGGGAGUGGUGGGUACUGCUUGGUGGUUUUAUUUGGCUGUUGUGGCGAUUGCGACGGCAGUGUGGUGUGUAUGCUUUCAAGGGAGAGUGUAUGAGGAGCCCGUGGAUGAAGAAAAGAGGUAG
This is a messenger RNA of Neurospora crassa OR74A, 1725 nucleotides long. RefSeq lists its product as hypothetical. Gene Ontology annotation, molecular function: transmembrane transporter activity. The coding region runs from base 1 to 1725 and encodes 574 amino acids. The record is from RefSeq and is a predicted model, not a curated record. The transcript has 2 exons. NCBI's taxonomy places the organism in Eukaryota, Fungi, Ascomycota, Sordariomycetes, Sordariales, Sordariaceae.